Molecule: messenger RNA, 2420 nt
Organism: Rattus rattus (black rat)
Lineage: Eukaryota; Metazoa; Chordata; Mammalia; Rodentia; Muridae
Gene: Mthfs
Product: methenyltetrahydrofolate synthetase
Exons: 3
Coding region: 344-955 (203 amino acids)
Biological process (GO): folic acid-containing compound biosynthetic process; tetrahydrofolate interconversion
Cellular component (GO): mitochondrion
Molecular function (GO): 5-formyltetrahydrofolate cyclo-ligase activity
Source: RefSeq, a predicted model, not a curated record
GUACUCAACAACGUGAUGGCGAUUAGAUGAAUAUUGAGUCUUGGAGUUGACAGCCUUCGUUAGACCCUCUGCAGAAACACUACUACCUUUUGUGGGCUGUGGGAGAGGGUAAGCGUCCUGGGGUACGUGCACAAUCUCCAGCUAUCAAGCACGAAAGGUCAAGGACGCUACAGCACAAUGUUAUCUGCUGCCACACAACCGGAGUCCGCUCAGUUGCACCUCAGCCGGUUUACAGAGGCGGGGGGCGUGAUCAGGGGUUUGGCGUCCGGCCCCUGGAGCUCCGACCUUUGGACCCCGCGCGGCCGAGGGUGAUAGGCGUGGCCGGGGCGGUGCUUGCGAGGAAAUGGCGGCGGUCACCGUAAACAGCGCCAAGCGGGGCCUGCGGGCCGAGCUGAAGCAGCGCUUGCGAGCUCUGGGCGCCGAGGAACGGCUGCGCCAGUCUCACCUCCUCACACAGAAGGUGAUUGCCCACAGUCAGUAUCAAAAUUCCAAAAGAAUUUCCAUCUUUCUGAGCAUGCAAGAUGAAAUUGAGACGGAAGAAAUCAUCAAGGACAUUUUCAAACAAGGCAAAAUCUGCUUCAUCCCUCGGUACCAGUUUCACAGCAAUCACAUGGACAUGGUGAGGCUAACAUCACCUGAAGAAGUCGCUUUACUUCCCAAGACAUCUUGGAAUAUUCAUCAGCCUGGUGAGGGAGAUGUUCGGGAGGAGGCCUUAUCCACUGGUGGACUUGACCUCAUCUUCCUUCCUGGCCUCGGGUUUGACAAAGAUGGCAACCGGCUGGGUCGGGGCAAGGGGUACUAUGACACCUACCUGAAGCGCUGUGUACAGCAUCAGAAAGUGAAGCCCUACACCUUGGCUUUGGCUUUUAGAGAGCAGAUCUGUCCACAGAUCCCAGUGGAUGAGCACGACAUGAAGGUAGAUGAAGUCCUUUACGAAGACUCCCCAACAUCUUAAAUUACACCACGACGGCCACACUUACUGCUUUGUACUGGCGUAAAGAAAAUAUGUAUAUUUUUCUCUUGUCACAGAUGAAUCAAAAUGACACAUUAAAGUGAAUAUGGAUUGUCAUUUUUAGUGUAAAUAUAAAAUAAUAUAAAAUCUUUUUUAGAAAUCAAUAGAAAUGUUACUAUUAGAAUAUUAAUGCAAAUGGAGUGGAAACUGCAUGGUUUUCAGCUUAGCUUUCUGGUGUUAAGAUGUUACGGUGACCUUUCUGUCUCUAGUUUAAAUUAAGCAUUUAUGAGUAUUAGAGAAAGAUAGAAAUUGGGUGUGAGUGAAGACACUGUUUUUUAAUAUCCAGUCAUAGGCCUGAUUGCUCUGGCAUAUGGAGACUCAGCUGUUAUUAAUUGGUUUGGCAGUACUUGGUAUGGAUAAAAUAUUCCCCAAGACUAUUAUUAUACCACUUGAUAUAUCAUGGCUUCAUUUACUCACCUUGAAGUUUUGUGUGUGACAUUUUAUAGCUUCAUGUGGUGAGUAGAUGGGAAUCUUUUGUGGUUUACAUACUUUGAUUCAGUUGAUUGGUCUCUGGCCUUAGGACUUACAUAAGGAAUCAUUUCUGUUAAGUCGUGGGUUCCACUUGGAAUGGAAGCUGCCAUGGAUUGGACAUUGCCAGAUGGCCUCACAGUCGGGAGAGGUACUUUUGUUGAGGGGAAAGAUUUGGUUAUCACAAGACACUCAGGGGUCUUCCUGGACAUGACUGCUUGCUUGGUUCCACCUGCAGCCUGUCACUAGCUCCUGCUGGCAUUGCCUCUGGGAUGCCGUCUACAUCUGCUCUCUCCUUCCUGUCUUCCUGCUUCCAUUUUCUUCAGCUCUCAGCAUUUCUCAGCUCAAGUAGGCAGUCUCCAUGCUCAGCUUUUUUUGCCUCCAAUUUAUUUCAGGGAUGAUCUGGUAAGAUAUAAAUCUAGUGUGGACACUCUGCAUCAAAGUAUUUUGGAGACAUACAUUUUAACAAGUAGAUGCCUUCCCCUGUAGAAGAAAUCCCUUGUAAGCCCCUCCCUCUUCUGUCGUCUCUUCCCUCUCCCCCGUAUGUCUUUCUGUGCAUGCCGUAAGUGCCACAGGCUCUCUGCCCAGUGCACGCUGCUUUCCUGCAUCUCAGUGCUGGCUCCUGUAUCUUCAGGACGCUGCCCUUGCUUUGUUUCUCCAGGACCUGUUCCAUGGCUUCCCUCCUGCCAGUUCUAGAUCCUCUUCCUUCCCUUGCUGUGGCCAUUGCCCAUUUAUCACAUCAUCCUAUGGAGCAGUUACUAGUGUCCAUGUCUGUCUCUUCAUGAGGCUGUACGUUUGAAAGAACUUCUUGUCUGUGGUAGUUGACUGAUGGAGAGUAUUCGAUAACAUUUUUUAAAAUCAUAAACAGAAUAUAUGUAUAAUUAUUUCAUUGUAAACACAGAUCUACUAUUUUUUUACAUAAUAAUAUACAGUUUGAUAU